UAUCCGAACUCACAACUCAAGAGGCUAGCAUUCGAACACACUGAACUCAGAGCAAAGCCAAAAAUGGAAACAGAGGCAGGGGCAGGGGCGAAGGUGCCUCUCUGUUUCUUAUUGAUUUUUAUGCUUCUGCUCCUUUCGCGUGCGACGGCAGACCAUGAAGGCCCAAACACUCGCAGCACCUUACUUUUCAGUUCUUUGCAAGCAUCCAGCUAUUACUUCGACGUCUACACCCUCCCGAUUGCCGGCUCCGGCAUGGUCAACGCCCGGGACGAGCUCAAGAUCACCGACGGCCACUCCGUCAACUUCAACGGCCAUUUCCCCUCCGCGUCCUCGUUAACCGCACUGCUCUCCUCCCUACGCGAUCAAACCCUCGCCGCAACCCCGGCCCAGCCGCCUCUCCACCUGGUCUACGUCACCGAGCGGAAUGGGUCUUCGAGCAUAUACCUCGACGCUCUGUAUUCCGACGGGUCAGAUUACAGCCGAAGAAGGUCGAUGCUCUCGGUUCUGAAUCGGGUUCAAGUCCCUUUGGUGGGCAUUCAACAAUCGAACGGUCUGAUAGGCAUGAAGGAUAGACCCAGUUUGGCGGGCGAUUAUUUGGUUUAUGUUUCGACUCAUGAGAACCCAGGCGUGCUGAGGAGGAGUUGGGCUGCUGUGUACUCCACUCACCUUAGGACCGGGUCGACCCGGAGAUUGACUCCUUAUGGGCAGGCUGAUUUCAGCCCCGCCGUGUCGCCGUCGGGGACCUGGUCGGCGGUGGCUUCCUACGGGGAGAAAGAGUGGAACGGCGAAAUACACGAUCUUCAAACUGACAUCUAUAUGUUCAGAACUGAGGACGGGUCUGAGCGAGCCAAGGUGAUUGAGCACGGUGGGUGGCCGUGUUGGGCCGACGAGUGGACUCUGUACUUUCACAGACAGAGUGACGAUGGGUGGUGGAGCGUGUACAAAGCUAGUCUUCCCAAAGGCGGACGAGUCAGUGUAGGCUCUGUGGUGACUCAGCGAGUCACCCCGCCGGGUCUUCAUGCGUUCACUCCGGCAGCGUCGACGGCUAACAGCAGUUUCAUUGCUGUGGCGACAAGACGACCGGGUUCAGAAUUUCGCCACAUAGAGCUCUUCGAUAUCGUUUCUAAAAAGUUCAAGGAGGUCACCCGACCCAUUUCUCCAACAACCAAUCACUACAAUCCGUUCAUCUCUCCCGAUUCUACCCAGGUUGGGUACCAUAGAUGCAGAGCCCGAGAAAAUGGCGGAAAAGGAGAUCAUUUGUUGUUAGAAAGCUUGCACAGUCCACUGCCCGGAGUCGACAUAUUUCGCAUCGAUGGAUACUUCGCCUCUUUCUCGCCUGACGGCGAUCGUAUCACUUACGCUAUGUGGCCGUACAACACGGGUCUAUACGUGGUGAACCGUGAUGGGUCGGGCCUCCGGAAACUCUUGGGCGGACAGUUCAAUGCCAAAUUGGCCUUCGGAACCGUCUGGGACCCGAUAAGAAAGGGGGUUUUGUACACCAGCACUGGAAUUGCUUUCGGUUCAGAGAGCGAGAAAGUCGACGUGAUCUCCAUCGACGUUGACGAUGAAGAAUCGGACUUCAGAAAGUUGACCAUGGGCGGAGAAAACAACGCGUUUCCGGCACCGUCACCGGAUGGGAAAUGGAUCGUUUUCCGAUCGGGUAGGUCAGGUCACAAGAACCUGUAUAUAAUGGACGCUUCCAACGGAGAGAAAGGCGGACUGUAUAGACUCACUGAAGGUCCAUGGUCUGACACAAUGCCGAACUGGUCCCCAGACGGUGACUGGAUCGUCUUCUCGUCGAACCGGGAGAGUCCUGGCACCCGUAGCUUUGAUCUAUACGUGAUCCACCCAAACGGGACCGGGCUGAGGAAGCUGUUCGGGUCGGGUGGUCCGGCGAACCACGCGUGGUUCAGCCCGGACAGUCAAUCUGUCGUGUUCGCCUCCGACCACGCCGGGCUCUCUGCCGAACCGAUCUCCUACCCACAUAAUUUCCUGCCAUCCGGGGAGAUAUUCUCGAUCAGAUUAGACGGCACCGGGAUUAUGAGAUUGACGCAUAACUCGAACGAGGACGGGACACCAUCUUGGAGUGGCAUACAGUUGAGGCCCGUCGAUGUGAAACACCCGAUUGAUGCAGAUUGCUCGUUUGACGAUUGCCAAUGGCUCAGCAGUGAAGCUCUCAACCAUGGCGGUGCCCGAUGUGCUUAGCCAUUUGGAAAGGAUUUUCUGUGUCUUCGUGUUGCGAUGUGUAAUUUUACUGGUAAAUAAGUUGAAGGGAUGUAUUUUGGAGGCCGUUUGGUUUACCUUUUCUUUAUUAAGCUUUUAAGUAU
Messenger RNA from Diospyros lotus (date-plum), 2327 nucleotides. RefSeq lists its product as uncharacterized. NCBI's taxonomy places the organism in Eukaryota, Viridiplantae, Streptophyta, Magnoliopsida, Ericales, Ebenaceae. Bases 64 to 2205 code for a protein of 713 amino acids. The transcript has a single exon. The record is from RefSeq and is a predicted model, not a curated record.